This is a messenger RNA of Liolophura sinensis, 1582 nucleotides long. RefSeq lists its product as uncharacterized. The record is from RefSeq and is a predicted model, not a curated record. Bases 65 to 1582 code for a protein of 505 amino acids. The transcript is spliced from 2 exons. NCBI's taxonomy places the organism in Eukaryota, Metazoa, Mollusca, Polyplacophora, Chitonida, Chitonidae.
AGACGCAGACGGUUACGUCCUCCUCUUCGACGAAAGUUUAAACAAGGUGACUAGAAAUAAGCAAAUGGACAUACACGCCAGGAUUUGGGAUGAAGGACUGGUUGGCACCCAUUACUUCACCUCUCUAUUCAUGGGACAUGCCACAGCUGAGGACAUGAUCGAACACUUUGAAACUGGCACGGACGGGCUCAAUAUGAGAAGACUUCUACAGCUGUCCAUGGAUGGACCUUCCGUCAACUGGAAAUUUCAUCGCAUGUUCCAAACCAAGAUCUCUUCCACUUAUGACCACUUUCUUGUGAAUGUUUGGAGCUGUGGGCUUCAUAUCGUACAUGGAGCAUUUAAGGAUGGUGCAAGUGCAUCUGGUUGGCAGAUUCAGGAUGUGUUGAGAGGCCUUUACACGUUAUUCAAGGACACGCCUGCACGAAGGGAAGAUUUCAUUAAAUGUACAGAAUCAACCACUUUCCCAAUGAAAUUUUGCCCCCACAGAUGGGUGGAGAAUGUUCCUGUGGUUGAACGAGCACUCUCCAUAUGGCUUAACAUUCAGAAGUAUGUGAAACAGGUUAAUAAAGGACAUUGUGACAACCCAAAGACAGUUUCAUACAAGACUGUAUCAGAUGCAACCAAAGACAAGAUUAUUGUUGUAAAACUUUUGUCAUUUUUGUCUAUUGCCAAAACUAUUCAGCCAUUUUUGACACAAUACCAAACUGACAAACCAAUGCUACCAUUCCUGGCUGAGGAUUUGUUUCGUCUGAUACGAUCUUUAAUGAAAAGGUUCCUCAAAGAAGAUGUGGACAUAAGCACGGUAAACAAACUUGUUAAGGUCAAUCUUGAAGACAAAGAUCUUCACAAGAGCUACACUGAUGUUGAUCUCGGGUUUGCGGCAGAAAAGGAGCUCAAGAAAAUCAAGAGCUCUUCCUCUGGGCCUAAAGUUAGUGACAGAGAGAUCCUUGAGCUACGCAUGCAAUGCAAAGGGUUUCUUAUCAAACUUGUUAGCAAGCUCCUUGAAAAAUCUCCUCUUAAAUACCCCCUUACUUUGCAAAUUUCUUGUUUGGACCCAAGACAAAUGGCAACAAACAAAACCGUGUGCAUCACUAACAUGAAAAAACUGUUGGCCACAUUACUGGACGCCAACCAAAUGCGUGGAGGAGCAUGCGACACUGUACUCCUACAGUUUGAAGAAUUUCUGGAAACAACUGUUAUUGGUAACAUGUCAACAUUUUCCAACUUUGACCCACAUAAACCUGAGAGUAGACUAGAUGCCCUGAUGUUUGAAUCUGUUGCCCUAAAUCAGCGAAUGGCACCUUUGUGGAAUGUUAUGAAAAACCUUCUUCUCCUGUCGCAUGGACAAGCGACGGUCGAAAGAGGCUUCUCAGUGAACCGACAAAUUGAAACAGAAAACAUGAUUGAACAAACUGUUGUAUCUGAACGACUUGUGUGUGAUCACCUCAAGGGAAUCGGCGGAUUGAAAAACAUUGAAGUAACAAAGGAAAUGUUGACGUACUGUUCUUCUGCUAGACAGAAGUAUUCCUUGUACUUAGAUUCCAAGAGGGAAGAGAAACUUAAUGCAGAAAAACUUGCCUAA